GUCUUGCAGGAACACCGGAUUUGCACAAGGCGCGCGCGGGCGUGCGUUGGGGGGUUCGUCGCGGACGUGACAGAAAAAAAAUUUGCAACUCGUCGACGGCGACGGUGUCCAACGAUACAGCGCAGUUUUUUUCUUUUGAUCGAAAAAUUUGAAGCGUCGCGACGACGGAGUUGAGACGCUAAGCGUUCGUGCGUGUAACUUGACUUGGUGGUGAAAAUACGAUGUUUGUUAUGGUCUGACGAGUUGGUGUGAUAAAGUUUUUUUUUUUUUGGUUUUGACUGGUGGACAUUUGGAUUAUUUCAUAUAUUACGAGCGAAAUGGAUAUUUCCGCUGCAGUUUCCUCGUGCCCGUUUCUAUUUUCGUUUCUCCUGCUGAUGACCUCCUCGGUCGACGCUCAGCAGCAGUAUUUCCGGGUGCAGCCGCACGACAUCGUGGUUCAAGAGGGCGGCGAGGCCAUGCUGGAGUGUGAAGUAGCCAAUCUUGCCGGUCAAGUGCAGUGGACGAAGGACGGUUUCGCAUUAGGCUUCCUGUCGGUUAUUCCCGGUUUUCCCAGAUACUCCGUAAUCGGUGACAGGAGGCACGGAGUUUAUAACCUGAGGAUAAGCAACGCGUCUCUCGAGGAUGACGCCGAAUAUCAGUGCCAAGUCGGACCGGCCAGAUUGCACAAGGCCAUCAGAGCGAACGCGAGGCUGAACGUUAUUUCGCCCCCAUCGUCGGUGGAAAUCCUCGACCAUAGACACAACUCAAAAAUCGAAAUCAAGGAGAACCAAGAGUUCCACUUGGAGUGCAGAAUUCGCAACGCUAAGCCAGCCGCUAAAAUAGUUUGGUACCGAGGCAACGUGGAAAUAAACAUACCAAGCCGGGAGGAUCAAGUGAUCGAAAUCCCAGGGAAGAACGGGGACAAACGCAUCACCCGGUACGACACACACUCGCGCAUUUCCUUGAAACCCACCGCAGAAGACGAUUACGCGGAGUACACCUGCGAAGCUAGACACGAAGCCCUUUCGUCAGAUAUCCCCAUAAGGGCGACAGUACAACUAAGCGUCCUGUAUCCACCCGGGUUGCCCUAUAUCGAGGGUUACACCGAGGGGGAAACUAUCAAAAGGGGACAGACGGUCGAGUUGGUGUGCCGAAGCCGAGGCGGCAAUCCGCCCGCUCAGCUCAUCUGGUAUAAGAACGGGGAACAAAUCAGGAUGGCGUAUAGGACUGCAGGAAGGGUGUCGGAGAAUGUAUAUACUUUCACGGCGGACGCCAGCGACAACAAAGCUAGGUAUAAGUGCGAGGCGAGCAACAUCAUGUCGAAGAGUCCAUUGAAGGCCGAAAUCGACAUGACCGUGCUGUUUUCUCCGGCCCACGUGACCAUAUCCGGACCGACAGAAGCCAGGGUAGGCGAUCCGGUGCCCUUAACGUGCACCACUGCCAAUUCAAACCCACCGGCCGAAAUAAAAUGGAUGGUUGCGGGCAGACAAGUGCGAAACGCCACGUCGCGGACCAUAGUGUCGCCGGAAGGCGGAUGGAUCACCACGUCCAACAUAACCGCCGUAGUGGAGCCCAAUAGAAGAAGCCUUGUAGUGAUAUGUCACGGUCUGAACAUGCAGCUCACCGAAAACGUAGUCUCCACGCAUACCAUCAAUGUUUUGUAUCCGCCGAGUCAGCCUUUCAUCCACGGUUACGUGGAAGGUACUUACGUGCCAGCCGGUACGGUUCAGAAGAUUUCUUGCACUUCCUCGGGAGGUAAUCCUUUGGCGACGCUGACGUGGUAUAAAAAUGAUAAAAAGAUACAUUCUACGGUUAAAACGACCGACAAGUCUGUGACCGCCGAAGUGACCAUCUUGACCAACGUCACAGAUAACGAAGCUAGGUACAGGUGCGAGGCAGCCAAUUCGGCCACCGAAAUACCACUUUUCGAGACGUUGACUAUGAGAGUUCACUUUCCGCCGGAGACGUUGAAAAUCCGCCAAGAACCACCCGAAUUGAAGCCGAACGUUGAAGCGACCUUGAUCUGCGACUCGAGCUCAAGCAAUCCUCCCGCCAAACUCUCUUGGUGGAGGGAAGGCAUUCCGGUCGAAGGUUACCAGAACUCGUCGAAACCUGGCCUCCACGGCGGCACCGUCUCCACCAUAGAAAUGAAGAUUAACGUCACGGAAGAAAUGAACGGGGUUGUGUACACUUGUCAAGCCCACAACGAAGCUCUUCAGAGGGCCGUUCACGAUUCCGUAACCCUGCAGGUUUUAUAUAAGCCGGUGUUCGAUAAAAAUAACGAAGACUCCGUGACGGGAAUCGAAAACGAACCGUUGAUCAUUAACUUGAAGGCCGACGGGAAUCCGGAAAACAUCGCUUACACCUGGACUAAGGACGGACUGCCCAUUACGCAGAUGUCUUCGGCCACCGGCUCAGAGAGGAUCGUGUCGGACGGUCCGGUAUUGAAUAUUACGAAGCUGAGUAGGCACGACGCGGGCACGUAUAAUUGUGAGGCUGUAAAUUCCCAGGGCAGCGGCGUGGCUACCGUCAAUAUCACUGUUCAAUAUCCCGCAUCAAUAAUCCAAACCAGCGAGACCGUGGUGUCGAACCCCAAAGAAGACGCGACUCUAUCGUGUACCGCCGACGGUAACCCCCUGGCGGACGACACCAUCACUUGGAAACGGGACGACUUCCCUGACUUCGACGCACGGACGUCCGUCAUGUACGACAAAAACGGUACAUCGUACCUUCGGAUAACGCAGGUGACCAGAGAAGAUUUGGGCAACUUCCAAUGCAUCGCGAACAACGGCGUCGGCAAUUCUUCCGUCAAAGAAGUGAUGCUCAUCGUGAAGCACAAACCAGAGAUCGACAUGCACCCCGCCCUGCUGAAGUUCGCCAGCGACGCUGGAGAUACCGGAAAAAUGAUUUGCCGGAGCCAGGCGUCUCCGUUAGCGAGGUACACGUGGGCGAGGAACGGCAAUCCGAUCAGUCCGAACACCACCGGAAAAUAUUACACCACCUACCGACAAAUCGAUCAACUGAUGUCGGAAUCUGUGCUCUACAUUUCUCACGUGACCUCGGCCGAUUACGGCAACUACGAGUGCCUGGCCAGGAACGAGCUCGGCUUUUCGACGAUAUCGCCGAGGUUGGAAGUGACAUCGGCGCCGGACCCGCCCUCUUCUUUGGUCGUUGCGAACGUCUCGCACGAUUCUGUGACCUUGAGUUGGACGCCCGGCUUUGACGGUGGUAUGACACCCUCUUACAGGCUGAGGUAUAGACAGGUCGACGAAGACGGGUACAAGUACGACGACGUACUGCCCCACAACGUUACGACGUACGUCAUCAAGGGGCUGGAGUCCAACUCCAAAUACGUUUUUUCCAUCAUGGCAUCUAACAAGUUGGGCAACAGUAAAUACUUGCCCGAUUUGUUGUCGGCGAAAACUUCGAACAAAGUGCCUCCUUCAUAUUCCUCGCCGAGUUCGGACGAAAGAAACUUGAAAAGCUUCCCCGGCUUCCUGAUAAUCAUCGGCACGGUAGUAGGAUCCCUCCUAAUACUCACGAACGUUCUCCUUAUCGGUUGCUGCUUGCAUAGGAGAUCGAAGAAACGUGUCGCAGGAGUUAUUUUGUUGUUGAUCAAUAUCGCCGUCGUCGCCGGAUGCAUGUUUAAGCGCCGCGCUAAGAGGAUCAGAGAACAAAAUAACCAAACAAGCAAAUCCGCAACAAUAGAGAUGUACGCCCCGAGCAGCUACAACGAUACGAUGACGGGCGAGACCCUGUCGUCGGUUAGCGAGAAAAGCGAGACGUACAGUAAUGAGGGCAGCAACAAUGACUACGUGCAGGACGACAGUCGCAGCAAGACCGUGGCGAACUCGUACUUAAUCGAGCAACCCCCGCCAGUUGAUUAUCCCCCAGGUGCGUAUCCAGUAUACGAGAUGCAAAUGGGACCGGUUUCUAUGGCCCACAAGACUCACACGUUGCCCCAUCCCCACCACCAUCACCAUCAUAUGCAUGACCAGAGACCGAGGGCCAGGGAUGAUCAGAGUUUGGGCUAUCACAGCCAGAGCACGGGCAUGUCAGCCAAAUCGUCUUACGUGAGCGCACCCACCCCUACCCCGCCAACAGAUGGUAGUUACUACAACGUAUCGGACCGUUACCUGUCGUACCCUCCGCCCUUAGACUUUCAAAGCCCGCCGCCUAUACCGGCCCACCCGCAUAUAACCCACACCGUCACCCCCGCGACGCCCCCGCUGCCAUCGAACGGGUCGCUCUUGCGCCACCAGAGGGCGCACGUGCCCCCACCGGACGUGUUGCACAACACGAACCAAAACGUUCAAAUCCUACAGGCGCAGACGUUGGCGCAAAAGAGGGAACUGACCAGUUUCGGUAACGGUUACGGUGUUAACGAACAGGAAGGUCACCUGGUGUGAGAUCCGGACGAUAUCUUGUAUGUUUUGUAAAAAAAUAUAAUAAGUAUUCGGACUCGAUAUUUGUGGCUCAAUUUGUGUUAUAUGAAUGUGAUUUUUACUGUUGCGGAAUCUAUGCGCCUCGCAUUUUGGCAUUCGUAAAAUAUAAAUAUUAGCUCGACUAUCGGUGGUCGUGGAAGUAACCAAACCUUCACGUUACCUGGAUCAGUGUUAAAAAGUCAGGGUUAAGUAUUAUCCACACGCACUUUUUGAGGAAUAUUUGUUUAUACAGACACCUAAAUCAAACGUAAACCGCAAAUACUGUUGAUUCAGUCAUAAACGUUACUGAUGACAAAAAUUCUAAUAUUUUGUACCGGGGCGUCGAUAAAGACGUUACUACUUUAGAUUCGCGGCUUAAGAUUGCUAAGUAAGAGUUAAACUUAAUUCGUUUUUUUAAAAAAAACGAUAACCUGAUUUUUCUAUCAAUUAUAUUUGUCCUAGAAAUUGGCAAAAUAUUUUAUUAGCACCCAGUAUUUAUGAAAUGAAUUUUCUUUGAAUGUGCAGCACUGGAUCCGGCCCUGAUGCUAAAGUGCUAGAUUAUUGCGCUGAGCUGUUGAGCAAAACGAGCCUGGUGUGUACGAACCCAAAAUGUGAGUCAUGUUUUCACCAAUGGUGACGCUUGCCUAUAACCUAGACUUUUCGAAUUUGUUGAUUUAUUUUCCGGGCGGAACUCCGGGUGAAAGCAACGUGGACGUUUUAAAGCUUAUCUUACCCAGUAUGUGUUUCAUUUAAUGGCCGUUUUGUAUGGCCGUGACGACUAAUUUUCUGAUAUAUAGGAUAAUCUGUAUAAACGAUACUAAAUUAUCUAAGAAUGUGAUCACUAGAUAGUAACCGAUGGUACGUCGUUAAACAAAAUAAGUUAAUUUAACUGCCUAAUUUGUUCUUGUAUAUAAAAGUUUUGUACAUACAUUACGAACUCAGCGUUGAAUUUUUUAGUUUUAAGGGUUUUUAAAAAUUAAAAUUGUUGAUUUACUAGUCCAAUGGAACAGCCAAAGUUAAUUUCAAGUCCCUCGUAGAAACGCGUUUUUUUUUAUCCCCAGUUCAGAUUGCUUUUUACGUUCUGUCCCAAUAAGUUAAGUUCAAAAGUACUUAUUUUCGUUUAGGAUCUUGUUUAUUUUGUACAUGUACUGCUGUUUUAUAUUAAGAAUAAAUGUUUUAUUUUAUUUCUUUUGCUUUGUAAUUUAUUUAUGGUUCAGUUCUAUCAGUUGGUAAGUAUAUAUUGUUUUGUUCGUAUUAUUUUUGGUUGAAUCGGGAAAAUAGGGUACUAUUAUUACAACUAGAACCUAUAUGGUUAUCUUACGUCAUACAUCCGGUAGUACUAGUGCCAAAUAGUCGUUAGAACAAUCGCAAUCAUAAUACUUUGGUUCGAGCUUAUCCGACUUGAAAUGUACAUACUGUAACAUCAAUUAUAAUGAGUAUGUGAAACUAUACCUUCCAUUUUUGCCAAAUGUACGAUUAUGAAAACUUUGUUAUAACUGUAAUCAGAUGUAAAAAGUGCCUUUAAGAUUAUUAACAAUCUGCCAAAAAAACAUUGUAAAUAGGUUUUAGCUAAUACUCAAUACCUUCGUUUCCUGGCGAGACUGACUGAUUUGGACACGGGUUUGCGAAACCUGCCCCAAAUCCAAAAAAAGACAAACGAAACCCCCGAAACAGAAAGUGAAUUUGUUAAAACAUUUACAUAAUUUUAAAACGUUAACAGAUUAUUGUAAAUAUUUCAUUACGAUAUAAAGUUAUAUUACGGUGUCUAAGAUAUUAAAUGAAAUAAGGGCUCGGCUGUAAAGGGAAGACGCGUCGGCCGACAAAUAUUUUUUUGCGGUCAAAUUUGAAAAGGAAGGUUUUCGUCGGUUUAUACGGGUUUCUUUUCGAAGCCGCUCGUUCUAAUUGUUAUAUUGACAAGUAAUAAAGAAUGAAUGCUCAGUGUAAAAAACUGUUAACAUGUCCAGUCAAUAAAAAAAUUGUAUGUAUGUUCAUCUUCAUAUUGUAUAUUGUUACG
Cylas formicarius (sweet potato weevil) is the source of this 6417-nucleotide messenger RNA. RefSeq names its product nephrin (gene sns). The record is from RefSeq and is a predicted model, not a curated record. The transcript has 19 exons. Gene Ontology annotation, cellular component: cell-cell junction. Lineage: Eukaryota; Metazoa; Arthropoda; Insecta; Coleoptera; Brentidae. Gene Ontology annotation, molecular function: cell adhesion molecule binding. Gene Ontology annotation, biological process: cell-cell adhesion. Bases 318 to 4388 code for a protein of 1356 amino acids.